GUCCGCUGAGCGCCGGCGGUCACCUGGGGCUCGCGGGGCAGCCGGAUCGCGGCGGGGCCGGCGCUCUCACCGCGGAGGUGGGAGACGGGGCCCUGACGCCAGGUGCCGGGAGCCGUCUUGGUGCGUGGCCGUCCCGCGCCUCUCCGCGCCGGAGGAUGCGGGAGCGCAUCUGGGCGCCGCUGCCGCCGCUGCUGCUGCUGCUGUUGCUCCCGCCGCCACUGUGGGGCGGCCCCCCGGACAGCCCGCGCCCGGAGCUGCCGCGCGAGCCCGGGCCUCUGCAGCCCUUCGACCUGCUCUACGCUAGCGGCGUGGCCGCCUACUACAGCGAGGACUACGAGCAAGCGGUGCGCGACUUGGAAGCGGCGCUGCGCAGCCACUGGCGCCUGCGGGAGGUCCGAGCGCGCUGCGCCCGCCACUGCGCCGCGCGCCGCCCGCUCGCGCCCCCCGGCGCCGGCCCCGCGGCCGAGCUUCCUUUCUUCCGCGCGCUGCUGCAGCGGGCGCGCUGCUACCGCAGCUGCCAGACCCAGCGCCUCGGGGGCCCCGCGUCCCGCCACCGCGUCAGCGAGGAUGUGCGCAGCGACUUCCAGCGCAGAGUGCCCUACAACUACCUGCAGCGGGCCUACAUCAAGCUUAACCAGCUGGAAAAGGCAGUGGAAGCAGCCCACACAUUUUUCAUGGCCAACCCUGAGCACAUGGAAAUGCAGCAGAACAUCGAGAAUUACAGAACGAUGGCAGGCGUUGAAGCACUCCAGUUGGUAGAUCUAGAAGCCAAACCGCAUCUGGAGAGUUACAGUGCAGGAGUUAAACAUUAUGAGGCUGAUGACUUUGAGCUUGCUAUCAAGUACUUUGAGCAAGCUCUCAGAGAAUAUUUCAAUGAAGAUACAGAGUGCAGAGCCCUGUGUGAGGGGCCUCAUAGAUUUGAAGAGUAUGAGUACUUAGGGUACAAAGCUGGUCUCUAUGAAGCCAUUGCAGAUCACUAUAUGCAGGUGCUGGUCUGUCAGCACGAAUGCGUGAGGGAGCUUGCAACUCGCCCUGGUCGCCUCUCUCCGAUUGAGAACUUUCUUCCCCUGCAUUAUGACUACCUACAGUUUGCCUACUAUCGAGUUGGUGAAUAUGUGAAAGCCUUGGAGUGUGCCAAGGCCUAUCUUCUCCUCCAUCCAGAUGAUGAGGAUGUCCUAGACAAUGUGGAUUACUAUGAGAGUCUCCUAGAUGACACCAGUGACCCAGCAUCCAUUGAGGCCAGAGAGGAUUUGGCAAUGUUCGUGAAGCGUCAUAAAAUGGAAUCAGAACUAAUAAAAUCAGUUGCAGAGGGUCUGGGAUUUUCAUACACAGAACCGAAUUAUUGGAUCCGAUGUGGAGGACGCCACGAUGAGAAUCGGGUCCCUUCAGGAGUGAACGUGGAAGGGGCAGAAGUUCAUGGACUGUCAAUGGGGAAAAGGUCAUCACCCAAGAUAGAUCGAGACUUAAGAGAGGGUGGCCCUCUGCUCUAUGAGAACAUCACAUUUGUCUAUAACUCGGAGCAACUGAAUGGGACUCAGCGGGUUCUCCUGGAUAACGUCUUGUCAGAAGAACAGUGCCGGGAGCUCCACAGCGUGGCCAGUGGAAUCAUGCUUGUUGGUGAUGGAUACAGAGGAAAAACUUCACCCCAUACACCCAAUGAGAAGUUUGAAGGUGCAACCGUCCUGAAAGCACUCAAGUUUGGUUACGAAGGCCGAGUCCCACUGAAGAGUGCCCGUCUGUUUUAUGACAUCAGCGAGAAGGCUCGAAAGAUUGUAGAAUCCUAUUUCAUGCUGAACUCAACCCUGUAUUUUUCCUAUACACACAUGGUCUGCCGAACUGCUCUGUCUGGUCAGCAGGAUAGAAGAACUGACCUCAGUCACCCCAUCCAUGCCGACAACUGCCUGUUGGAUCCUGAGGCCAACGAAUGCUGGAAGGAGCCUCCUGCUUACACGUUCCGGGACUAUAGUGCUCUCCUGUAUAUGAAUGAUGACUUUGAAGGAGGAGAGUUCAUUUUCACUGAGAUGGAUGCCAAGACUGUGACCGCCUCUAUCAAACCAAAGUGUGGCCGUAUGAUCAGCUUCUCGUCUGGGGGAGAGAACCCGCAUGGAGUGAAGGCGGUAACCAAGGGCCAGAGGUGUGCCGUGGCUCUGUGGUUUACCUUGGACCCACUUUAUAGAGAAUUGGAGCGAAUACAGGCCGAUGAAGUGAUCGCCAUCCUGGAUCAGGAACAGCAAGGGAAGCAUGAACUGAAUAUCAACCCCAAAGAUGAGCUAUAAAGAUGAGGGAAAGAAAAGUUCUAUCAGAUAUUUAUUUAAAUUGUUAAUCUUAUGAGAACCCUUUUAUUUUUGUACAGAGCCACGGUAUAAAUUAACAGGCUAAUCCGAGUCGCCAGAUGCCCCUUCCGUUCCUGAGGAUGCUUGCUUUGCCUCCCUCAGCCUGUCCGUCUUGGUUUCUCAUCAGGUCAUCUCUCCCCUUCCCCUCCGUGCACAGUCACACGUGCACGCAUGCGUGUUGUUUGCUACAGAUCCGAAAUCUCAAGCAGAGAGAAUAAGUUUAUUCUUGGCGAAACUACACCUCUCCUGCGUGCUCCAGUUCUAAAGUUAGCAUGUGAUUUGGACUCAGAAGCCUUUCUGGCCCCGUGCCCUUCAGCAACACCCUUUCCCAGUGCAGGGGGGGCCAUGAGCUGGAGUUCCAGGAUCCCCCAGCAGGGUCUGCACUGCCUUGCGUGUCCCUGGAUCCACUCGGAAGAACGCUGCAGGAGACGGAGGGGCCCAGCCUCGCCAGGGCCUUGGUGGACUUACUGGCCCUGGGAUUUUCACCUGAGGACAAAUUUACACUGGAAGCUUUGAUUCCUCCUCCACAGUGCUCCAGAAAGGACUGCCCGAAGACUUGUGUCUUUAAAAAAUGUUGUUCAAGGGGUUGAAGUAGAAAGACUCUUCACCCCAGUGCCUUUGGAAGAAAAUCUUCAAUCCCACAUGACUCAGAGCAUCACCGACACGUUGCCUGAGUGUGGGGCCCAUUGAUGAGUAGGGGCAUUUUGUACGAAAAAUGGAUUUUGGACUGAUUCCCAUCCUCAGCACAUGUAUUUUGGUCUCCCCUCAUCUUGGCUGCUAUCCAGUUCACAGAUCGUGCUUGGGUCUGAUUGUUUAAUACAGGGAGCCUGAUCCUAACAUCUGGCAUUUAUUUGUUUUUCUUCUCCCAAACAUUUGGUGUAUCCUCAGGUAAUGGUUUUUGACUUUGGGGCAGCCCAGGGACAACACUGGGCUCUGACUUGUUUGGCUGGCAGCUGCUUCAGGGCCACAAAGAAAGUGGAAACAGUGCUUUUGAAGGCAUGAAAAUGGUUAACAGAGGUGUUCGUCCAGAGAACAUCUGGUCCUAGGCCAGAAUUCUAAGGAAGCCCUGCAGAGACAUUAUUCGGGGUGGGGCUGGGGUUGUUCUAGUCUCGGGAAGCCUGCUAACCGGUGGGAGAUUAUUUGCCUCUGUGAGGGGCUCUAGUAGGGGUAGUAUUUCUUAAGAAAAUCAGCAGUUCUAAACAUUCUCUGAAAAAAUCACAUUUAUUGGUUGUCAUUUAUGAUCUUGGUUGAUGCUUAAGCACAUUCAUCCUUUGAGACUGAAAAAUUGACUCACAGUGAGUUAUGUGAUUUCCCUCUGAUUUCCACCCAACCUUCAACUGGGAGAAGGGAAGGAGCAUUAGGCUGUAACCCCAGCUGGAUCCAGUAUGCCCUGCUGUGUGACCUGGAGCUACUGUCUCUCCCUUUCUGGGCUUCAAUUUCCUUAUCCAAAAAUGACAUAACAGGUUAAAUUGCUCCCAAAAGCCCUUCUGCCUCUUGCUUUAAAUACAACACAAACAAUGAAUCAUGGAACACUACAUCAAAAACUGAUGAUGUACUGUAUGGUGACUAACAUAA
Messenger RNA from Zalophus californianus (California sea lion), 3908 nucleotides. RefSeq names its product prolyl 3-hydroxylase 2 (gene P3H2). Gene Ontology annotation, biological process: collagen metabolic process. Lineage: Eukaryota; Metazoa; Chordata; Mammalia; Carnivora; Otariidae. Gene Ontology annotation, molecular function: procollagen-proline 3-dioxygenase activity; protein binding; L-ascorbic acid binding. The record is from RefSeq and is a predicted model, not a curated record. Gene Ontology annotation, cellular component: endoplasmic reticulum. The coding region runs from base 156 to 2276 and encodes 706 amino acids. The transcript is spliced from 15 exons.